CUCCAGCAAAGCUAUACAAAUGAAGAUAAAGUACGCUUAAAGUCAAAUACUUUCAUGCCAGCCAGGCUUUUACAAAGCUUUUGCUGGAAAUAUCAAGUGUUCAAAGUGCCCCCCAAAUAGUUUAAGCUACGGAGAAGGUGCUGCAGUCUGCCGAUGUGCAGUUGGGUACUUCAGGGCCGGAAAAGAUCCUCCAACAAUGGCUUGCACACGCCCUCCAUCCCCUCCACGUAACCUACUUUUCAGCCUCAAUGACUCAUGUCUGAUGCUGGAAUGGUCACCCCCAAGUGACACUGGGGGUCGCAGAGACCUCACCUAUAAUGUCCAAUGCAAACGCUGUGGUCCAGAGCCUGACCAGUGCCACCUCUGUGAGGAAGAGCUGCGUUUCCUGCCACAACCGUUGGGCCUGACUACCGCCUCAGUUACCGUCAUGGGCUUUUCCGCGCACGCUAAUUACACCUUUGAGAUCGAAUCACUCAACGGCGUUUCAGACAUGAGUUCAUUUCCUCGACAGGUCGCCAUCAUUACAGUCAGCACUGACCAGGGUGGUCCAUCACUGGUGGGGUCUCUAAAGAAGGACUGGGCCUCUCCCAACAGCAUUGCUCUCUCCUGGCAGCAGCCCAAAGAAACAACGUUGCCCAUCCUCGACUAUGAGAUCAAAUACUAUGAGAAGGAACAUGAGCAGCAGAGUUACUCUUCAACAACCACAAAGGAUCCUAGUGUGAUCAUCACAGGCUUGAAACCAGCCACCUGGUAUGUCUUCAGUGUCCGUACCCGCACACCAUCUGGAUACAGCUCCUAUGCAGCCAGAUAUGAAUACAAAACUACUGGAGAUUCAUCAGACCUGGCCUCUGACCAAGGUCAGGUUUUGGUCAUCGUUACUGCUGCAGUUGGUGGCUUUACCCUCCUCAUCAUCCUCACCCUCUUCCUCCUCAUUACAGGAAGGUGUCAGUGGUACAUAAAGGCGAAGAUGACCUCCGAGGAUAAGAGGAGGACCAAUUAUCAGAAUGGACAUGUUCCUUUCCCUGGGAUUAAGACCUAUGUGGACCCUGACACUUAUGAAGACCCUGCGCAGGCUGUCCAUGAGUUUACCAAGGAGAUCGACCCAUCUCGGAUCCGCAUUGAGAGGGUGAUUGGAGCAGGUGAGUUUGGAGAGGUGUGCAGUGGCCGCCUCAAAACGCCCGGGAAGAAGGAGAUUGCUGUGGCAAUAAAGACACUGAAAGGUGGCUAUGUGGAGCAUCAGAGGCGGGACUUCCUGCGCGAGGCUUCCAUCAUGGGGCAGUUUGACCAUCCCAACAUCAUCAGGCUGGAAGGCGUCGUCACAAAAAGCAGGCCUGUAAUGAUUGUGGUGGAAUAUAUGGAAAACGGAUCAUUGGACUCAUUUUUGAGACAACACGAUGGUCACUUCACUGUCAUUCAGCUGGUGGGCAUGCUCCGUGGCAUCGCCUCAGGAAUGAUGUAUCUGUCAGACAUGGGCUACGUCCAUCGAGACCUGGCGGCUCGAAACAUCUUAGUCAACAGCAACCUGGUGUGUAAAGUGUCAGACUUUGGCUUGUCGCGAAUCCUGGAGGACGACCCUGAGGCUGCGUACACAACAACGGGUGGGAAGAUCCCGAUCCGAUGGACUGCUCCAGAGGCGAUUUCCUACCGUAAAUUCUCCUCAGCCAGUGAUGCGUGGAGUUAUGGAAUUGUCAUGUGGGAAGUGAUGUCCUACGGGGAGCGGCCGUAUUGGGAGAUGUCGAAUCAGGAUGUGAUUCUGUCAAUCGAAGAGGGCUACCGGCUCCCUGCGCCAAUGGGUUGCCCUGUGGCACUCCACCAACUGAUGCUGCACUGCUGGCAAACCGAAAGAAGCCAUCGGCCCAGAUUUGCCGAUGUGGUCUCUUUCUUUGAUAAACUCAUUCGCAACCCCGGCACUUUAUUGCCUUUGGUAGAGGACAUUCAGAGUCUACCCGAGUCUCCUGUGGAAGAAAUGGACUACCCACUGUUCAUCUCGAUUGGCGACUGGCUGGACUCCAUCAAAAUGAGUCAGUACAAAAGCAACUUCAUGGCGGCGGGCUACAACACGUUGGAUUCUGUAGCGAGGAUGAGUAUUGAAGAUGUGAGGCGAAUCGGGGUGGAUCUGAUCGGCCACCAACGGAGGAUCAUCAGCAGCAUACGGACCCUCCACCUGCAGCUACUGCACGAACAGGAGAAAGGCUUCCACGUAUGAGGUCCGGCGGGACCGGCGCAUUUUGACGGAGUGGCUGGCGGUCAAGUCUCGACUGAGACAGAAACGCUUUCUAGCGGAAGCCAUCUGACUGGACAUACUGCCUCCUUGGCUUUCUUUCUCCUUCAGUAGUGACGGACACCUUUUUCUACUACGCACCCCUUACCUGGUAAACCCGGUCUGGCCAGAGUAUUUUUAAAACGCCUGAUAAACUUUACAUUCUGGCUCAGGCCCUCAUUUAGGGGAAUGUAAUGCCUUGUUACAGCUUCGGUAUUUUCUGUGUGGAGGAAAAUUAUAUUAGAUAUGUAGAUUUACCAACAUAAUCUACUGAAUCUUUGGAUUUUUUUUUUCAUUUCUUACUCAUGUAGCGACUCCUUGCUGUGUAAAAGAUGUUUUUACCUUCGGGGGAGGGGCAGGGGGAAUAUACUUACCACUUUUCAUUUUGUAAUAUGAUCAUUUAUCAUGAAGGUAGGUACAUUUCUUGAAUUUCUCUCUUUCUCCAGAGAGUCUUGUACAUCAUACUUGAAGAAAGUGGUGAGAUGCAAAAGUAAAGGAGAUUUCUUGAAUGUUAAAGUGUAUAGACAACUAAUCAGUAAUUAUUAUCAUAACCUUAUAUCUAUAUAUGUGCAGAUCUGUAUGCCCUAGUGAAUCUCUACUUUAUUUCGAAUGGUAUUUAUUUAUGUCAGUUCAGCAGUAAUCAUGCAAUCACAGAGAGAAUAAUUGUGCAAUGGAAGACUUAAAAACAUGGCGCUCUCGCACCAUCCAUAUUUUUCGCAAAACACGAUUUGUUGCCUUCACAUGGGGAGAAAAAAGAGAAAAACAGCUAGGACAAAGUCCAAAUUAUUUGAAAGAUGGAUUGUAAGAGAUGCCCUACAGAACAAUCACCACUGUCUUAACAUAUGAAUGUUCACUUCACUCAUAUAUACAGUAUAUUAUUUCAGAUGAACAAAUGUAUUAAAUAGAAUUUUAUGGUUCUUAAGAAUUAUUAUGAAAAAUGCUUUUAGUAAAAGGCAUCGUUGAUUUGCACACACGUGAUUAGUGGCAGUCGGGUCAGAAGUUAAAGUGCUGCAUUCUUUUAGGCCAAUGUGUGCUUGCCUUGUGAUCAUGUAAAGGUUGUGGAAUUUGUGGCAGUAUAGGACUCAAGUGUACAUAAAAAGUAGUCUGAAAUGAAAACUUUUGGAUCUGCAGUAGUUGAUGUCAUGUUGUCCGAUGUUUGCCAUUGAAAUUAUUUAUCUUCAUUCUGGGAAAAAAUGGUAAACAUGGGGGGGUGGUAUAGAAUAUGAACUUUAUAUAGAAAUCAAAGCCUUCUUGGUGGGAUUAUCGAAAUCCGUGAGACUGGCAGCUUUUCAAAUUUAUGACUACGUCAGCAGAGAGAGCACCGACAUAACGGCAGCAUCCUAAUUUCAACGUGUCCUUCAAAUAGCGAAAGUAAAAUGCACACACAUGAAUGCCUUACAACGCUCUGUUCACAUUUCCGUAAAUAUAUUUCAGUGGAAUCAAAUGAGCCAUCCGUCUGUCCAUUUCCUGAGCUGCUUAUCCUCAUAAGGGUCGCGGGAGUGCUGGAGCCAGUAGGCGGGGUAUACCCUGAACCGGUUGCCAGGCAAUCGCAGGGCACAUGGAGACAGACAACAGUCGCACUCACUUUCACACCUCGGGGAAAUUUAGAGUCUCCAAUUAAUUUUAAAUGAUCAAUUCCUUAAUUAAGAGGUAGACAAUAUCUAUAAGAGUGACAAAUAACUAGCUCUAGAGAAAUGCUCCAGUCAAAGUCACAGUAUGGCUCCAGCUAUCAGCUCUGAGAAAGUUACACACACACACGCCCACACACAGUUAUACAAUACAGUAUAUACAGUACAUGACACGCACUGAAAACCCUCUGAAGUCAAAGGAGAAUAUCAGAUGCUGUUUGUGAAGCAUGUUCUACUGCUGAGCAAUGUUAGGAGAUUCUUUUGUACAAAGUACAAGUAUACUAAUAAUUAUAAUUCUUGCAUUUUAUUUUUUUAUAAUUUCCAAAGAGAUGUUGUAGAUCUUGCACACUGUAAGAGGCUGUUACUGCAGGUAUUUAUUUGCAAAAUAAAGGUG
Messenger RNA from Syngnathoides biaculeatus (alligator pipefish), 4282 nucleotides. RefSeq names its product ephrin type-A receptor 6-like. Gene Ontology annotation, molecular function: ATP binding; protein binding; transmembrane-ephrin receptor activity. Gene Ontology annotation, cellular component: neuron projection. Gene Ontology annotation, biological process: protein phosphorylation; axon guidance. The transcript has 15 exons. The record is from RefSeq and is a predicted model, not a curated record. NCBI's taxonomy places the organism in Eukaryota, Metazoa, Chordata, Actinopteri, Syngnathiformes, Syngnathidae. The coding region runs from base 197 to 2206 and encodes 669 amino acids.